CUCUCUCUCCCUCUCUCUCUCAUUCUCUCGCCCUCUCUCUCUCAUUCUCGCUCAUUCUCUCUCUCCCUCUCUCUCUCAUUCUCUCUGUCAUUCUCUCUCUCUCUCAUUCUCUCUCUCAUUCUUUAUGUUCUCUUCUCCAUCUUGCCAGAUUUGGGUACAAAACAAAAGCAAAAUGAUCUCAGCGGCGUUCAGCCAAGCUGAGUGAGUGAAGCAGGUGGGAAGGGGGGGUGGAGAGGCAAAACCUACAUGCGAGCGAGAGCGUCAGGAGAAGUGAGACGUGGUGGAACGAAAUGGCGCACGUGAGCUCUUUCUGGCUGCAGUGGGGAAUGGCGUGUUCCGUGUUUGCUUUGGUGUUUGCUUGGGUGUUUGCUUUGGUGUUUGCUCAAGACAGCUCGUGGGACUGCAGUGACAGGGAUGACAUUCUCAGGGACGCGCCUGUCGACGUGAGCACCCCGUCUCGUUGCACCCUGGACUGCACAGCGCGGACGUACAGGGCGGUUCUGGAGCUGCACAACAGACUUACUAUUCGCUUCACAGACUCACGUGCAGUUGAACCGGAGGAGUACUGCUGGCCCUCCAGGAUAAAAUGCAGCCCUGGCCAACGUCUCCAGAGUGCAUUUAUUCUCCUACCUGUGGACUCAUCUGUAGUGGAUAGCGAUCCCCUCAGACUUCAGAUCAACUCAGAGACUAACGGAGCGACUGUGCGCCAGCACGCCGAGUACUCGCUUCUCCCGGCCGAAUGCGGCCUUCGCUUCGACGUCACGGAGCACAUACCCGCACAAGAGCGCCAGGAAAACCUCUGUGUGAAAAUAAUAGCUCGGGAGCAAAGCACCCUGGGAAAUGGUCUAAUGUGUCCGCCGUUCCUGGUCACGACCUGGGAGAAAUGGAAUCGAGGAUAAACGAGCUAGAAAUCCGUUUUCAUCGGUUAUCGCUAUACGUGACGUAAGAUCUGAUGCGCAGUCAUCAGCGAUCAAGGUUUAUUAUCUAAGAGAACACUACGAGCACUUGCUUUGUACAUGUACAUUUCAUUAACUGUUCUAUUGCCUGAUAUCGGAAGGCAUUACGUUUUGUAUAUCCUGCAUAAACUGUUCCACUUCAAGCGGAUUAUAUUUCACGUUGCAUUCAUAGGCGAAAUUCAGAAUGUGUAUCAAACAGGCUCUAUGCUUUUCUGAGGAAUAUCUGCUACGUCGAAAGGCCAAGAAAAUCUCAAACUUUUAAUGUUUAGGACACAACAACGGAGGAAAAGAAAUGAACGGACUGCGAGACCUCUUGUGUGUGGGUGGGUGGGUGUGUGUGUGUGGGUGUUUUAUAUAUAGCAAUGUAUUGUUUAAUAUGAGAAGUAAUGCAUAUUGUUCUGAAAGAUAUUUUUCUGUUCACGCAUUCUUAUUCCCAGUUAGUUUGCUGUUCAGCUGUUCUGAAACCAGUUGGUUUAUGUGGAAAAAGAUAUGUUCCUAUUACUUAUUGUCUCUAUAAUCUGUAAUGUACUCUUUUUAGGCAGUCCCUAUAAAUAGCACAAUAAAUAAGUUUGUAUAUUGUACCGUUA
Ictalurus punctatus (channel catfish) is the source of this 1543-nucleotide messenger RNA. RefSeq lists its product as uncharacterized. The transcript is spliced from 2 exons. NCBI's taxonomy places the organism in Eukaryota, Metazoa, Chordata, Actinopteri, Siluriformes, Ictaluridae. The coding region runs from base 291 to 899 and encodes 202 amino acids. The record is from RefSeq and is a predicted model, not a curated record.